AUGGAAAGUACGUUGACACGACCUCGCAGUCCAGAGAUUGUCAUUGAAGAGGACACGAUCAUGCCCCAGUUUUUAUCAAAAGAGCCACUCGAGUCGGUGAUGCCUCGUCUGUUUUCACCAGCCGAGGACACUACAGACAGCUUGCAGACGACUCAACGCCACCUACAGGAUUCGUCUAGUGACGAUUCUGAUGAACUAAGUACAUCGGAAAACAAAGAUUCUGUGGUUGAAAUGGGAAAAGACUUGGACUUCAGUCUAAACAUGACCUCUGACCCCAGCUUGUUUUCUACGCCGUUUCCGAAACGAAAUACAAAGGAAACAGAAAGUGGUAUGUCUUACGAUAUCUCCGUGCAGGAGUUAGAUGCUAUUGAGUCAGAUAAGAAGAAAAGUUUGCAUUCUUCUGGAGACCCUAAAGGGGGAAUAGCCUAUGUGAUUAGGGACGAUGUCGUGAGUGGUGUUCAGAGGACAAUAAAUUACGAUCACAAUACCGUGUCUAAAUCAAUGUCAUAUGCGGGGACAGAGCAAUCGUCAUUGGAUCAGAAACAACGCACGGGUUCUCUGAAGGACAUCAACAAAGGGUCCGAAGAGGAGGAGAGUGAUCUCGAUUGGUCAGGAAAAAGACUUGUUCGAUCAGAAUUAUUUUCGGAUAUUCCCCAGAAUGAUUCUGUUAGUGAUUGGACCGAACAAAAGCUCGACGAUGAAGGGGAGAGUACUCUAGUGUUGCAGAGUACUUAUCAUGACAACAGUGUCACAUCCUCUGAGGAAAAUUUAAAUGACAUUGAUAACCCAAGACUUAUGAGGGCAAACAUAUUCAGGGCAAGAGAAAAUCUUGCGAACUUGUCAGAUAAUUCUGAUUCAAUGAUUCUUACUUCGGAAUCCACCAGUCACAGUGAAAGUUCUACCCCUCCCCCUCCGUACACUACAGCAAACGGGGAAAACGAUGUCGCUCUCUCCCCAGAAACAACACCUACCAAAACACCAUUCAGCCUCAGUGAUGUACAAAAUGAACAGUCCAUCAGUACCGACCUAGAGAACAAUGAGGUCAUCACAAACGUCAUCUCGUCAAAGUUUGAAGUGUCCGGUAAUGGUGGCUUUAACGUCGCUCUGAGUACCUCGCCCGAGCACGACACAGACUGCUAG
Messenger RNA from Pecten maximus, 1140 nucleotides. RefSeq names its product dentin sialophosphoprotein-like. The record is from RefSeq and is a predicted model, not a curated record. Bases 1 to 1140 code for a protein of 379 amino acids. The transcript has a single exon. Lineage: Eukaryota; Metazoa; Mollusca; Bivalvia; Pectinida; Pectinidae.